AUGUCAGAGUUGGCACCCGCGUUUGCUCCCUUCUUUGGGUUCUUUGGGUGUUUUGCCGCUAUGGUGCUCUCUUGUGCCGGAGCAGCCAUUGGUACAGCAAAGUCGGGUAUUGGUAUCGCCGGUAUUGGUGCCUACAAGCCCGAAUUGAUCAUGAAGUCAUUAAUCCCCGUGGUUAUGUCGGGUAUCUUGUCAGUGUAUGGUUUGGUGGUUGCCGUAUUGAUUGCUGGUAACCUCCUGCCGACGCUGGAAUAUACUUUAUUCAAUGGAUUCAUGCACAUGGCCUGUGGUCUCUCCGUGGGUUUUGCUUGCCUUGCUCUGGGGUAUGCAAUUGGGGUUGUUGGCGAUGAAGGGGUGAGAAAGUUCAUGCACCAGCCCCGGUUGUUUGUUGGGAUUGUUCUUAUUUUGAUUUUCGCCGAAGUUUUGGGGUUGUACGGGAUGAUCAUUGCAUUGAUUCUCAACACUAAGGCGAGUGCCUAA
Diutina rugosa is the source of this 477-nucleotide messenger RNA. It is a transcript of the gene VMA11, whose product is annotated as H(+)-transporting V0 sector ATPase subunit c'. The record is from RefSeq and is a predicted model, not a curated record. The transcript has a single exon. Gene Ontology annotation, biological process: proton transmembrane transport. Gene Ontology annotation, molecular function: proton-transporting ATPase activity, rotational mechanism. Bases 1 to 477 code for a protein of 158 amino acids. NCBI's taxonomy places the organism in Eukaryota, Fungi, Ascomycota, Pichiomycetes, Serinales, Debaryomycetaceae. Gene Ontology annotation, cellular component: proton-transporting V-type ATPase, V0 domain.